AGGCGCCGUCGCUGCCACACGCGUUCACCCCGCUGUUGAACACAGGCCGCUGUCUGCCGACAACACGAAACAUCGACACUUUUUCCGUGCGUCAUUCGAGCAGGUUGCUGCUUACAAACAAACCAUUGUGGCGAACACUCCAAAAAUCCUGUAUUGACACCAUUGCGCGUUAUUGCAAAACAAUGAAAACUCGUCAAAGAGUGUUCCAGUGAAAAAUAUCGAUAAGAUAAAAUUAUAACAAGUCAAUAAUCUUUAUCGUUGCGGUGCGCAGUGCGAAGGCGGUUUAAAAUUUUCGUUCUUUCCAAUCUACAAGGCAACGUCGCGCAGUAGGGAUUGUUGAACAAAUGUGGGAACCACAAAUCGUGUAAUUUCGGCGAACAAGUGACAAUAGUGCAGCGACAUUAAUCAUGGGUAGGCCGACAAAAUUCGGGACUCCAGACAAUACUGAUAGUGAGGAGAGCGGUGAGGUUUUCACCGACGGCGAUUUCGACGAUAGCGACGAAGAUCCCGUCAAUCGUGAUGACAAUGAUACUUCUCUUACAGUCAAUGAAACCAUCAACAUGGACGUAAAGAACACUGAUGUGGAAACGUACGAUAACCUUAAUGAUAAUGGUUUUGGGCAAGUAAACGGUGAUGAGUCGAAGGUGAACGGACUUAAUAAUGGACAUGUUAGUGAUUCGGAGAAUUACAACAGUUUGAUGGAUUUGCGAAGAGACUCUAACAGUGAACUAAAUCCGUCUAUAGUCGGAAUCCUCGGUGGUCAACAAAAUUAUGCAGAGCAGCGCCUUGCAGCGCGGCGAGCGGCGCGGGCGGAAGCGCGCGAGAUACGCAUGCGCGAGCUUGAGCGACAGCAACGGGAACAGGAAGACCAUGCUAACAAAGCUUAUGAUAUGUACUCAGAGACGGUGGGUCGUCGGGGCUCGCGUAUGACGGCCUCGUCGCUGCACUCGCCGCGGCGCAGCUCCGAGGACUCCAUCGAUGACUCCUUGAACAUAAAGGAUCUUAGGCAUGAAUUGAAAGAAGUAGAGGAGAAAUUCCGCAAGGCAAUGAUCCUGAACGCGCAGCUAGACAACGACAAGGCGGCGCUGGGGUAUCAGCUCGAGCUGCUCAAAGACCGGAUAGAGGAGCUGCACGAGGAGCACGCGCAACUACAGAGGGAACAUAGAGAAAAAUGUUCAUCACACGAGCGUUUAAAACGCGAGCACGCAUCGCUAGAGCGCGAAUUAAACGCGGCGCGUGACGCGGUUAGGGCGCGGGACGCCGCCGCAGCCGCAGCGGGGUUCGCCUUUGUGGAGGCCGCGAUCGCAGCGAACGGGGAGGGAGAGGGGGGCGAAGGCGACACGAAAGUCGCGCAAGGGUUCGGCUCUGUGCCACCGUUAGCGCUCGUGUCGCAUCAGUCGGAGCAGUUGCUGCUGGAUGCUGGGGAAGGCACGCUGGACGUGCGGUUGCAGAAGCUGGUGUCGUCGCGCGCUGCUCUGGAGUCGGAGGUGCGUAAGCUGAAGCUGCAGCUCAACGAAGAACGUUCCGCCAGACACAACGGCGUCGCCAACCACCACGAUCAGGAGUAUGAAAAUGAAUUGGAGAGUCUCCGCAAGUCAGUCGCCGAGGCGAAGGGGCGCGCGGCGCGGGCGGAGGCCGAGGCGGCGCUGCAGGGCGCGGCCGUGGCCCGGCUCGAGGCGCAGGUGGCCCGCCUCAAGGCGCGCCAGGACCACCAGGACGAGCACGAGGAACAGCUCAAGCAGGAGCGCCGCAGGCUGCAACGAGAGGCACGCGAGGCACUCAACCGAGUGGAAGAGCUAGAAACAGAGAACAGUCACCUAACGAAGCGCCUGGAUAAACUGAAGAACGCAAAGUCAGCGCUGCUCAAAGACCUGUGAGAGAACCGAAGACCAUCCUGCACCGUCGGCGUCGCCUCACUCCAACGCUAGCGCGUCCUAUAUUUACCGUAAUGUUUGAUGCUUUAGCAUUUGUGGGAUUGGAUAAUUGACAUUCUUUGUAUUCACCAAUUUUGCACCCGCGAAAAUGUUUUUAGACGUGAAUGCGUGCGAGCGAGCGAGCGGACGAAAAAUUGUGGCUCACAGACGCAUCGCAUUGAAUGUGCUGUAUAGGCAUAAUACAUUCUACAGUCUGUCACGAACGUCCGCGUAGGUCAUCGCACUAUUAGGGGCCUUAACGUGUUAUCAAUAGGGUUGUUCAAUUAGUGGUACUAAAAAAAAAUCGAAAAUUUAAACAGGCUAUCAGUUGGUUUUUUAUAAAGAGCUCUAAAAAUCGACAAAUCCUA
Messenger RNA from Hyposmocoma kahamanoa, 2281 nucleotides. RefSeq names its product leucine-rich repeat flightless-interacting protein 2. The transcript has 8 exons. The coding region runs from base 408 to 1877 and encodes 489 amino acids. The record is from RefSeq and is a predicted model, not a curated record. NCBI's taxonomy places the organism in Eukaryota, Metazoa, Arthropoda, Insecta, Lepidoptera, Cosmopterigidae. Gene Ontology annotation, biological process: regulation of DNA-templated transcription.